AUGGCGCUGUACAGACUUGUGGGUAUUUCGAACGAAAUGUCGCUGAUCAACGUCAAGCGAGCCCUGACAACAGGCCGGAGGUUAUUGAGUCAAGAUAUUAAACAUACUUCAUCAAAAGUUAUUGAUGAUAUUUUAGUUAUAACAUUAAACACCCCAAAUUCAAAAGUAAAUUCCUUGUCUCAUGAUGUAAUGGAUGAAUUACAAACUAAUUUAAACAAAGCGAGCCAAGAUCCAUCAAUUAAAGGAAGUGUUAUAAUAUCUGGUAAACCUAACUGUUUCAUUGCUGGUGCUGAUAUAUCUAUGCUACAAGCAUGUCGUACUGCUGAAGAAGUUCACAAAAUAUCCCGUGAUGGUCAAAACAUACUUAAUCAAGUUGAAAAAUCAACAAAACCAGUAGUCGCAGCUAUUAUGGGAUCGUGUUUAGGAGGAGGUCUUGAAGUUGCAAUGGCUUGUCAUUACCGAAUUGCUGUAAAAAGUAAAAACACUGGUCUUGGUCUGCCUGAAGUUAUGUUAGGAUUAUUACCCGGUGGUGGUGGUACUCAACGUUUACCAAAAUUAGUAGCAAUGCCUACUGUAUUAGAUAUGGCUCUAACUGGUAAAUCAUAUAGAGCUGAUAAAGCAUUAAAAGUUGGUUUGAUAGAUCAACUUGUAACUCCUCUUGGGCCUGGUUUAAGCACCCCAACAGAAAGAACAUUAGAGUAUUUAGAAGAAAUUGCUAUCGAUGCAGCCAAAAAAUUAGCUGCUGGUCAUAAAUUAACAAAAAGGAAUAAGAACAAGACUUUGAUAGAUAAAGUAAUUGAUUUAGCUUUACAACAAGAAUGGCUACGAGAAAAAUUUUUUGAUAGUGCUAAGGGCAAGGUUUUAAAAAUGACCGGAGGUCUAUAUCCUGCUCCAUUAAAAAUAAUCGAUGUCAUCAAAACUGGAAUUGCUCAAGGUACUACAAAAGGGUAUGUUGCAGAGAGUAAUGGUUUUGCUGAAUUAGCUAUGACACCGCAAAGCAAAGGUUUAAUUGGAUUAUUUCAAGGCCAAACUGAAUGCAAGAAAAACAAAUUUGGAGAGCCUAAAGUGGCUUUAAAAACUGUUGGUGUUCUUGGUGCUGGUUUAAUGGGUGCUGGAAUAGCUCAUGUGACUGUUGAUAAAGGUUUACAAGUAAUACUUAAAGACACAAACAAAGAGGGUCUUGCUAAAGGUAUUGCACAAAUUGAAAAAGGUCUUACUGGUGCAGUUAAACGCAAGAAAUUAACUGCGAUAGAAAAAGACAGAUAUGUAUCUGACUUGACAAGUACAUUGUCGUAUGAAUCUUUUUCAAAAGCUGAUAUUGUCAUCGAAGCAGUUUUUGAAAAUAUAAAGAUAAAGCAUCAAGUUAUUAAAGAGCUUGAACAAGUUGUACCAAAACACUGUAUUAUUGCAACUAACACAAGUGCCAUACCAAUUGGGAAAAUAUCAGAGGGUAGUAGCCGUCCUGAAAAUGUUAUUGGAAUGCAUUAUUUCUCUCCCGUUGACAAAAUGCAACUUUUAGAAAUUAUAACGACUGAUAAGACUUCAAAAGAAACGGCUGCUGCUGCCGUAUCUUUAGGUUUAAAACAAGGAAAAAUUGUAAUUGUAGUAAAAGAUGGCCCAGGAUUCUAUACGACACGUAUUUUGAGUACCAUGUUAUCAGAAGCAAUGCGAUUAUUGCAGGAAGGUGUAAAUCCAAAACAAUUAGAUACAAUUACUAAAAGUUUUGGAUUCCCGGUUGGUGCUGCAACAUUAUCAGAUGAAGUUGGUAUUGAUGUUGGUUACCAUAUAGCAACUGAUUUAGCAAAGGUGUUUGGGGAACGAUUCAGUGGUGGUGACCUCAAUGUCUUAAAAAGCAUGGUGGAUAGUGGCUUCUUAGGAAGAAAAUCGGGUAAAGGUUACUUUGUGUACAAAGCUGGUACCAAAAGUAGACCAGAAAAUACUGAAGCUAUCAGUUUGUUGGAAAAUUUCAAGCUUCAACCCCUAGGUGAACAAUCCAUUGAAAAUCAACAACUACGUAUGGUAUCCAGAUUUGUAAAUGAGGCAGUUUUAUGUUUGGAAGAAUCAAUUCUUAAUAGCCCGACUGAAGGUGAUAUUGGUGCUGUGUUCGGUCUUGGAUUUCCUCCGUUUUCUGGUGGUCCAUUCAGAUGGGUUGAUUGGUAUGGCGCUGAUAAGCUUGUGUCUAAAAUGCAAACAUUCCAAAACGAUUAUGGUCUACCAUUUAAACCUUGUCAAUUAUUGUUGGAUCACGCUAAGGAUAAAUCCAAAAAGUUUUAUCCAUCUUAA
This is a messenger RNA of Macrosiphum euphorbiae (potato aphid), 2283 nucleotides long. NCBI's taxonomy places the organism in Eukaryota, Metazoa, Arthropoda, Insecta, Hemiptera, Aphididae. The record is from the annotation of a GenBank genome assembly.